Messenger RNA from Venustampulla echinocandica, 897 nucleotides. RefSeq names its product DUF947-domain-containing protein. NCBI's taxonomy places the organism in Eukaryota, Fungi, Ascomycota, Leotiomycetes, Helotiales, Pleuroascaceae. The coding region runs from base 1 to 897 and encodes 298 amino acids. Gene Ontology annotation, cellular component: 90S preribosome; nucleolus. The record is from RefSeq and is a predicted model, not a curated record. The transcript is spliced from 2 exons. Gene Ontology annotation, biological process: maturation of SSU-rRNA from tricistronic rRNA transcript (SSU-rRNA, 5.8S rRNA, LSU-rRNA).
AUGUCUUCCAUAAAACGAAAAGCUUUAGAUACUGUCUUACAGAGACGUGUCAGAGCUAGGCGGGAAUCAAGUGAAGAAUUAGAAGAAUCUCCGCAAUUGGAGUUAUCAGGUUCCGAUAACGAGGGCGAAGAGAAUGGCACAGAAGCGAGUGACCAGGAAGACGAUAAUGAGUCAAGUAGCUCAGACGAAGAAGAACCCACCCCCGAAAACGCUGCCUCAAUAUCAUUCGGCGCCUUAGCAAAGGCAGAAGCAACCUUAUCCGGUUCAGGAAAGCGCACAAAGCGCAGCGCAGAAGACGACACCGUUCAGAAAUGGGGAGACAAUGAGGCUCAGGAACGAAAAGAGGGGAGAAAAGACCGUAGGGAUUUCAACCGUUCGAGUAAACAUGCCCCCACCGAAAUCUCCAGCAAGAAAGCCGUAUCGCGGAAACGGGAUGUCGUACCUGUCCCAAAGCGCGAAUUCCGAGACCCUAGAUUUGACACAAUAUCUGGCAUGGUCGAUGAUGAUAAAAUAAGGAAGGCGUAUUCAUUUUUAGAUGAUUACAGGGAGGAUGAGAUGAAGGAGUUGAAGACUGCGAUCAAGAACUCCAAGGAUGAAGAUAAAAAGGAGGAAUUAAAACGCGUUUUGCUGUCGAUGGAAUCCAGGAAGAAGGCCCAGUUGAGGAAGGAUAAGGCGAAGGAGGUUCUGGAUAAGCAUAGGAAGGAGGAGAAGGAAGCUGUGAGGAUGGGAAAGAAACCUUUCUAUCUGAAAGAGUCGGAGCAGAAGAAGAGGGCUUUGGUGGAGCAGUUUGGCGGACUGAAGGGGAAGCAGUUGGAUAGGGUUAUUGAGAGACGGAGGAAGAAGGUUGAAGGGAAGGAGAAGAAGAAUAUGCCGUUUGCGAGGAGAACUCAGGAAUAG